Molecule: messenger RNA, 1509 nt
Organism: Trichobilharzia szidati
Lineage: Eukaryota; Metazoa; Platyhelminthes; Trematoda; Strigeidida; Schistosomatidae
Source: the annotation of a GenBank genome assembly
GGUGACUCAGGAUUAUCUUAUAGUUUGCUACUUGUAUGGUUGCCUUAUGAAUGUGAAAACUCCAUCCCCAAUGAUACAAAACGUACCAGUGCUAAAGUAUUUUUCUAUCCAGUUACAUUAGAAAUGAAGAGGAAUACUGUAGAUGAACAGAAAUCUCAAGUUGAAGAAUCAAAGGUGAACAGAGAUGCAGUACUGGCUACAAGAUCCUUAAUGCAACAAUUAAUACGAUACAAUUCUAAUACGAAUUGUCCUAUUUAUCGAAAACGUCAAUUUAAUCGUGAUGCGAACAGUUCAAGUACGAUUACACGAUCAAAAACAUUCACCUCAGGCUUAAAUCCUCUACCACGUGUUAAGUGUUCAAAUGGAGGACAUUCAGUGAUCAAUCCAAUUUUAAGGAAGAGUUUUGAACAGAAAAACGAAGAUGAUUCAAUCAGAUCGCCUGUAAAUAAUGAUAAAAAAGACGAUACAGGAAGCAAACAAGUCACAUCUCAUAAAACGGUUAAAUUUGGACCUAUCGAAGAGUGUCAUUAUCAAGGCAAUAAAAAAAUAACAACAAAGAUACUGACGAGUGAAAAUUAUUCAGAGACGACAACAACGCCAUCUAUAACUGAUAAUACUUCUACAAAUUUAGAUAUCUCUGAAAACUCUAAUUCUACACAUAACAGUCCAGUCAAUCCAGAGGUAAUCGUUAAAUCAAAUGAAGAUCCGGAUGAGAAUAAGGAAAUUCUACUGACCAAGUCGACCUCAUUUCCUAAUCAACUGGUUCAGCAUGCAUUCACGGAUCAAAAUAGAUCAUCUUCCUCAUCAGCAUUAGGCGAUCAAUGUUCAGACGAUCAAUACUGUUGUCAUUAUUAUUAUUACUGCAAUGAUCAUCAUCAAAAUUAUGACCAAUUUCCUCCAUUAUCAGCUACUGUUCUACUAGCUAUUCCUGAAAUUGGUGAAAAUGACUACUAUGCCGAUUCACCACAAUGUCUGACUGUGAAAGAAUUGAAAGAAUUAGGUGUAUACACUAGUGAAGAAGACGAUGAUGAUGAAGAAGGAGAUGAAGACGGUGUCGAUGGUGUCGACGGCGACAACAACAAUGAUGAUGAUGAUGAAGAUGUUGGCGGUAAAAGUAAGGAAGUGUUGCAAAGCAUUAGAGAACAAAGAGAGUAUAGAUUAGACAGCAAUGAAAGAAUAAGUAGUUCUAGUCCCACGUAUAUUCAUGGAACAGAUAUCGUUGUUGUUUCGCAUACACCAUCAACGACAUCAGAAUUCAAUGAAAUUCAUGCCUCACAUCAUCAUCAUCAUCAUCAUGAAGAAGUUAUGAUCUAGCAGUCAACUCCAUCAUUGGUUGUUUUCCUUUUUUUUAGAAAUUCUCCGAGCACAUCACAUAUUCUACUAGAUUGUAUGUAAUAUAUAUAUUUUGAAGCAUUAUAUUCUUUCUUACUACUUUGCAGCAGCAAAUUAAGUAGUUUGGUAUUGUAUUCAGUAAAAAAAAUAAUAAAUCACUCAUUAUUUCUUUCUUUU